Molecule: messenger RNA, 8479 nt
Organism: Thalassophryne amazonica
Lineage: Eukaryota; Metazoa; Chordata; Actinopteri; Batrachoidiformes; Batrachoididae
Product: zonadhesin-like
Exons: 29
Coding region: 106-6267 (2053 amino acids)
Cellular component (GO): membrane
Source: RefSeq, a predicted model, not a curated record
GUGUUGCUACGGGCUCCACGACAGUUACUGAUCUCCUUCCUUCAGCUAUAAGAAGAGAGCAGCAGUUAAAGUAAAUUAUCUGAGGUCAUCAUUAAAUGGUCAACCAUGGUUCAAGGCUUCCACACACAUCUGCUGGUUACAGCCGCUUUGCUGUCUCUAACCCUGACAGUGAUUCAAAGCAGGGCUAAAAAUGAAAUUUUAUUAAUUACUCUACCAGACUGGAGGGAAAACACCGAAUAUAUUACACAGUGUUUCUGGGACAGAGACAACAAUACAUUUUGUGACUGGACAAAGACCCAGCGGACAACAGGCGAGCAAGGCCCCUUUCCAGAGGAAAAAAUAGAUAUUUUAGAGAGCGGUGCACUGGGGCCGCACGGUGAGGUCUGCCUAGAGUUCUGGUACUCGGCUCCAAGUGCAGCAAUUGGGUCAGAACUUCAAGUUCUGCUGAAAAGCAGUGCUGGACUGGUAGAAAUCUGGAGCUCACCCACUGUGUAUGAAGAUGCUUGGAAACAAGUGUUUGUUCCUCUAUACAUUACCGAACCACAAACUCGGGUUAUAUUUCAGGCAACUCAAGUGCCAUACAGAAAAAGACAAGUCAUUUCAAACCAGAUAGGCAUAAGGAGAGGGCCAUGUGGACAGCAGUGUGCCUCUGACAAAGAGAUCUGGACGGAUGAGUCCACCCGUUGCCUAUGCUCUUCUGGCCAGUUGUCCUGCUCUAUCUCUCACUGCCCUAAGGGUCAUAUCUGUGGUCCACAAAAAAGAAGUGGGACGUGCACUGUGCACAGUGACACUGAGUGUAGCAAUUUUGAUGAAGUGUUGUUCCACUUCACGGCUCCCUGCACCUAUGUGCUGGCCAAGAGCUGUUCACCCACUGAGCCCCUGCCUGCCUUCAGUGUGGAAGUGGUCAACAGGCACAAAGAGAACUCAUCUGUGACAACGGUCCAACAGGUCAUUGUGGACCUGAAGACAGUCGCCCGAGUGUCACUGCUGAAAAGUCAAACCAACCGUGUUGUGGUUAAUGGAAUCUGGAAGAAACUUCCUCUGAUUCUCAAAAGCGGCGCCGUCAGGAUCAAAGGCAACCGAGCUGCUGUUGUACUGACAACUCGUUUUGGGCUUUCCAUCUCAUUUGACAAUGCAGGCAUCGUUCACGUGCGCCUGUCAGCCUCCUACUCUAAUAAAGUCUGCGGCUUGUGCGGCAAUUUUAACCACUUCCGUGGUGACGACCACCUCAAACCUGAUGGUACAUACGCUGAGGAUGCUACAGCUUUGGCUGAGAGCUGGCAGAAUGGAGAAGCCACGUCAUCCUGCGAAGUCAUUUUAGUGCCUCAUCAGUGUGACCCAGGGGAAAAGGCGGUGUAUGCCAGUGACCUGUUCUGUGGCAGACUCCUUUCUCAAGCUGGGCCCUUCUCUGCCUGCCAAUCAAUUCUGGAAGCUGAGAGCUACUUCAGGAGUUGUGUGGCAGGCUUGUGUUCCACUCAGGGCGACCCUGCAGUGCUUUGUGAGACAUUUCAAGCCUACGCUGACAUCUGCCAGAUGGCUGGAGUAUCUGUACCCACAUGGAGGAACUCAACAUUCUGCACUUUGCAGUGUGGUGAAAACAGUCACUAUGACUCAUGUGCUAAGGGCUGUCCAGAGACGUGUCCCGGUCAGAAUGUAGCCAGGCCCUGUGGACGCUGUGAGGAACGAUGCGAGUGUGACACUGGAUUCAUACUCAGUGAUGGGAAAUGUGUUUCAAAAGACACAUGUGGGUGUUGGGUAAAAGGACAGCACUACAGUAAAGGAGAUGUGUUCUUCAAAGGAGAGUGUGAAGAGCACUGCCAAUGUAUGGGCAAGAAUGAGGUGCAGUGCCGUACACUGCGGUGUGCAGACACUGAGGUCUGCAAGGUCAAGGAUGGGGUCAGAGGCUGCUUCCCUUUCAAACCAGCCACCUGCAGUGUGUAUGGGGAUCCACACUAUAUUACCUUUGAUGGGAAAGCUUACAACUUUCAAGGCGGCUGCAGCUACAUCUUGACGACCACUUGUGCAGACGACAGCAAAGUUCAGUUCACGGUGACGGGCCAAAACCUCCAUCCUCUCCUUGAGAACUUCACUCGGUCUAAGUUGGAAAAUGUGACUCUUCAGGUUGAUGAUCUACUCAUCAUUCUAAGUCAGAGUGGAGAGAUCUAUGUGCAUAACACCAGUGUCACACUCCCCUAUUCCACCAGCGGUGCAUAUGGCUCCUUGAAGGUCUACAAGACCAACUACUGUAUUAUCUUGGAGGCAUCUUUUGGCCUCAGGAUGAUGAUAGAUGGACAGAACAGACUGUUCUUACAGGUGGAUGAAAGGCACAUGUAUGAACUGUGUGGACUGUGUGGCACUUACUCUGGCAAUCAGGGUGAUGACUUUGUCACCCCAGAUGGCCAGUAUGUUGCAGAGCCAUUUGAAUUUGGUGACAGCUGGAGGGCGGAGGGCAACAAUGAUUGCGUUGACCGGUCCAAUAAUCCCAGACUCUGUGACCACAAUGAGGAGAAUGAGGCUUUUAAGAAGUGCUUCUCUCUAUUUGGGGAUGGUUUUCAGCCCUGCCAUAAAUCCAUUCAUCCAGAGUCCCACCUCCAUAGUUGUGUGUAUGAUUACUGUGCCACCGCUGGUGACCCACGCACCCUGUGUGAAUCUCUGAAGUCCUAUGCAGUAGCCUGCAUGGUUGCAGGAGUGGAUCUACCCCACUGGCAGAAUGGCACAGCCUGUGCAAAUCUACCAACUACUCCACCUACAACAACUUCCACCACUCAAAUACCAGAUCCAAAUGUCUGUCCUUUGAGCUGCAACUUUGAUGAGAAUCUCUGUGGGUGGGAGCAGCUCAUUCAGGACAGUUUUGAUUGGACAAGAUAUUCAGGCUCCACCCCAUCAAGCGCAACUGGGCCAAACCAAGACCACACUACUGGAACUGGCUUCUACAUGUACAUUGAGGGUGACAGUGUCACUCACGGAGACUCAGCCCAUCUAUUGAGCCCUCGGUGCCAUAACAGUGGACCACUCUGCCUGAAAUUCUGGUACCAUAUGAGCGGUUCAGCGACAGCAAUGGCACUUAACAUCUACCUGCUUCAAAAUAAUACAGCCAUCAAGAUCUGGUCCGAGAGGAACAACAAGGGACCUGCAUGGCUUCAGGCAAACAUUGAUAUCAGAUUCUCAGGCCCAUUUCAAAUCAUAGUGGAGGCAAUUCGAGGCUCCAAUCCUCAGUCAGACGUGGCCAUUGAUGAUGUGUCAAUCCACUUCGGGUAUUGCUCAGGCAGUGGCUCUGGAGUGGUCAGUGGAAGUGAACUUCCCCCCACAACAUCAGAAGUCCUUCCCUCAAAACAAGUUUGUGAUGCCGACUGUAGCUUUGACAGAAACCUCUGUGGUUGGAACCAAAUGGUCACUGAUGCUUUUAAUUGGACGUGGUGGAGUGGCUCCACCCCCACACAGAUGACUGGACCCUCUGCUGACCACAGUGGUGGUGGUCACUACCUUUACAUUGAGGCCAGCCAUGUGACACACAGAGACACGGCUCGUCUCAUCAGUUCUCCGUGUUCCGACUCCGGUCCUCAGUGUCUGCAGUUCUGGUACCACAUGUAUGGCUCAGCUGAUACAAUGGGCCUCCAUGUUUACUUGGUUCAAGGCAAAAUGGCUACAGUGAUUUGGCAGAAGAAGAAUGACCAAGGAAAUAUGUGGCAUCAGGCUCAGGUUGAAUUCACGACUACUCAGGCUUUUCAGAUCAUUUUUGAGGGACGCAGAGGCUCCAAUGAGCAAUCUGAUGUUGCUAUAGAUGAUGUAUCACUUCAUCAUGGGCAUUGUGGAGAGCCACUCAAGACAACUCCUGCUUCCACAUCACUGCACCCAUUUACAUCAGAAGGUCCUGAGAUUAGCCCAGGAAACAGUUCAGCUUCAGCACAACCACUGACAUCAGCUUCUUCUGAACAGCACACAUCAACAUCUAUGAUUACAGAAAUCCCAUCUACAAUAACUCCAACCACAAGUCAUUUUACUACACAAAUCACUACAGAAGCCCCAGCAACAGCUGAAACAUCACACACUUCAACUCCUGAUGAACUGACCAGCACAAACCCUGUUGCCCCAACAACACAACCACAGUUACCAUCAACAACAACAACACGAGUGCCACCCACAAAUCACUCCCAUGGCACAGCUAGACCACAACCUCCAACCACAAGUGAACCAAACCCUACUACAGCAGCUUGUGAUGUCGACUGUAGCUUUGACAGGAACCUCUGUAGCUGGAAUCAAAUGCUCCCUGAUGCUUUUGAUUGGACGUGGUGGAAUGGCUCCACCCCCACACUGAUGACUGGACCCUCUGCUGACCACAGUGGUGGUGGUCACUACCUUUACAUUGAGGCCAGCCAUGUGACACACGGAGAUACGGCUCAUCUCAUCAGUUCUGAGUGUCGCAAUUCUGGUCCUCAGUGUCUGCAGUUCUGGUACCACAUGUACGGCUCAGCUGAUACAAUGGGCCUCCGUGUUUACUUGCUUCAAGACAACAAGGCUAAUGCGAUUUGGUGGAAGAUGAAUGAUCAAGGAAAUAUGUGGCACCUUGCUCAGGUAUACUUCAUGACGACCGGGGCUUUUCAGAUCAUUUUUGAGGGACGAAGAGGCUCCAAUGAUCAGUCCGAUGUGGCUAUAGAUGAUGUAUUACUUCAUCAUGGGAAUUGUGGAGAGCCAGUGAAGACAACUACUGCUUCCACAUCACUGCACCCAUUUACAACAGAAGGGCCUGAGAUUACUCCAGGGAACAGUUCAACUUCAGCACAACCUGUAACAUCAACACGGGCCACAUCAACAACUAUCAUUACAGCAACUCUGACCACAAAAAUUCCAACCACAAGUUAUUUUACAACACAAACCAUGACAGAAGGCUCAUCAACCGCUGAAACUUCACAAACCUCAACUCCUGAUGAAACGACCACCACUAAUCCUGUUGCCCCAACAACGCAACCAGAGUUACCAACAACAAGAUCAGUACCACCUAGAGAUCACCCCCAAACCUCUUCUAGACUACAACCUCCAACCACAAGUCAUCUCACUAUACAACCCGCCACAGAAGUACCAACAACUGAAACGUCACAAACCUCAAGCCCUGAUGAACUAACUACCACAAAACCUGUUGCCCCAACAACACGACCACAGUUGCCAUCAACAACAAGACCAAUGCCACCUACAGAUCACUCCCAAACCACCAUUAGACCGCAACCUCCAACCACGAACAAGUCAAACCCGACAACGGCAGUACCAUCCUGCCGAGAGAAUAGUCAUUACACCACAUGUAUACCUUCCUGUGCACCAACCUGUAAGUUCCUGCAUGGCCAACCUGGCUGCAAUAACAGUGACACCUGUGUAAAGGGAUGUACCUGCAAUGACGGCUUUGUGUUGAAAUUGAGGCGCUGUGUGCCUGUCCAACAGUGUGGCUGCAGAGAUGAGAAUGGCAAUAUAUAUCAGUUCAGUGAAGUGUGGUACACCGAACACUGCACUCAAAAAUGCAUAUGCAAGAAGCGGCUUAGCAGAGGGAUGAUUGACUGUGAUGACCAAAAAGGCUGUCCAAACAAUGCUGUCUGCUUUCCAACGAGUGAUGGGCAUUAUGCCUGCUCAAAAACAGGCUUCAGCAAGUGCAUUACGAAAAAGUCAGAGUACAACACGUUUGAUAAAAAGAAGUAUGACUUUGAGGGUGACCACACGUAUUUGCUGGUCCAGACAAACAACUUGCCCAAUAACCUGCCACAUGUCUACAUCGAAGUCAACAACACCUACAUGUUUGGUGGUGACAGCAGCAGCGAAGAAAAUCAAAGUCACUCGAAAGAAGAUGAAGAUGAUGAAGAUAAGGAGGAUGAUGAUGAAGAUGAUGAAGAUAAGGAGGAUGACGACAAUGACAACAAUGAGCAAGAAGAAAGCCAGAGAUUAAGAGCUCUCAAGAUCAAAGUGUAUAAUCAUACUGUGGAAUUCAGGCCCAAUCGACAGCUCGUUGUGGAUGGAAAAAGCACUGAUCCUCCAGUCUCACCAACCACUGGUCUAAAGAUCUGGAGGCAUCGCUCUCGCAUAUAUCUGAAAACAGACUUCGGGCUCAAAGUCAAAUUUAACGGACGCAACUCAGCAGUGAUCAAACUACCGGAUACAUAUCAAAUGAAGGUGGAGGGUCUUUGUGGUAACUUUGACACUUUGUCAAAAAAUGACAUGAUGAAGCCAGAUGGUACAAUGGCCACAACACCUCAAGAAUUUGGGGAGAGCUGGAGAGUGACUAAGUAACCGCAGAAUUCAGGCUGAUGCAAAAAUUGCAGACAUUAAAAAGUACUAAUGGUUUUAUCAAAAAGUACAAAAAAGAUGUUUAAUGGCUGCUCAUGACAUGGCAAUGAUCAACUCUGGAGUUUUAUGACAAAACUUGACAGAAUUAAUCUGUAGCCAGUGGAGUCAUUUAUGUCUGUGUUUAAUUCUUCUGCUUUCAUUACUUCAACCAUGUCAUGCUGUAAGGCCACGUGGCUCAGAGAGGGUGGGGACACAAAUUCAGACUCACACACAGAAUUGUAGAAUUGAUCAAAAAGGCUUUAUCUCAUAAGCAGACAGUUGUUCGGUACACAGAGUAGCAGUCAGCGUGGCAGAGGUAUCAGGCUGGGGCAAAGCUGAGGUGUGUCCAAAAGGAACUGAGGUCCAAAACACAGUAACACAGAGUUCAAAGGGUUACACAAAACCGUGAUCAAGAACACAAAGCAAAGUCAAAAAAAAUCAGCAAGGCAAUCAGGACUAUGACAAAAGGCUUGGACGAGGUUUAAAGAAACAACAAACUAACAAGGAGAACCACACACACAAGGCUUAAAUAACAGAGGCGCAAUCACAGCAAACAAGGCACAGGUGUGGGGAGCAGAGACGAUGAUGAGAGCAAGAGAGUGCAGUCUGACAAAAAGCAAAGCAGACAGAAAUGGCGGCGUCGAGGGAGGAAACAAAGAUGAGGUGAGCAGGUGCCAGAGAGUGCAGUAGAGUGAACACUAAGCAGACAGAAAUAAACUGAAAGGUGAAUCCUAAAUAUUGUGCAAAAGAAUUUACACAUGGAAGGAGCAAAGAAACAAAACCAAGAAAAACAAAGGUGAGAACUGGAAAGUGAUCAACAUGACAAUUAAAGGCAGGGGCUGAAACUAAUAUGUAACAAAAGCAAAAAAUAACAGAAAUUACAAGCAGUGACUCUAGUAGUAAAAUGCAAAAUAAAACCAGUGACUAAAGUAAUCCUAAACUGAAAAACAAAAACAGAGGAUCAAAGUGUAAAGCAGACGUAGACAGAAAGUGAAAAAGACCAAAGCAGUGGAGGACAUGGGACCAGACAGGGACAUACUUGACAGAUCCUCUGGCUUUGAUUUUCAGUUUAUGAUUAUUUUAGUCACUGGUUUUAAUUUCCAUUUUUUCCACUCUAGUCAUUGGUUGUAUUAUCUGUUUGUUACACUUUUGCCACAUGUUAGUUCUGUUCUAGUUUCAGACCCAGCCUUUAAUUUUCUUGUUGAUCUCUUUUCUGUUCUCACCUUUGUUUUCCUGGUUUUGUUUCUUUGUUCCUUUCAUGUGUGGAUUUUUGGCAUUAUGAUUGCGACUCACCUCCCAGUUUAUUUCUGUCUGCUUCGUGUUUACUUUACUGCACUCUCUUGCACUGGCACGCCCCAUCUUUGUCUCUUUCUUCCAUGCCUCUAUUUCGGUCUGCUUAGUGUUUAUUCAUUUGCACUCUCUUGCACCUGUUCGCUUCAUCUUUGUCUCUUUCUUCCAUGCCCCUUCCUGAACUUUCUCACACACCUGUAUCUCAUUGCCUUAAUCACGUCUUGUUAUUUAAGCCUUGCAUGUUUCCUUGUUCUUUGCCAGUCCACUGAUCUUAUGCUUCGUCGUUCAAGCCUCUUCCCUUGCUCUAGUUUGUCCUUGAUCAUCUGUUCAGCUGUAAAUGGCCCUGCUUGUUAAUUUGACCCUGAUUUUGCCUUAGCUCUGAUAACGGUGUUACGCCGUGCCUCUGAAUCCAGCUUGUUUUUGACCAUACCUCAGUCUCACAUCUGCCGAUUACCUUUGCCACGCUGACUAAAUUACCUGUGUACCGUACCUGUGCCUGUUUUUUCAAGAUAAAGCCUUUUUUAUUACUCCACCUCCCGAGUCCAUGAGUCUGCAUCUUGUAUCCAGCAUGCUGUUCAUUCCACACCAUGAAACCUGACAUUUAAAGGUUAUGUUCUUCGCUGUAUGCUCUCACACAACCACGUUUAGAAAGCUUUAAUUACCAAAGAAUGUUUAUUUACAUCUGGCAAUAAAAUUUUACAUCCAUUAAAUGGCAUGGAAUAUAUUCUUUUGUUUGAUUUAUUUUCUGUAUAUCACACUUGUACAGUACCAGUCAAAAGUUUGGACGCACUUUCACAUUCAAUUCAAUGGGAAGGUCUGUCCAAAUGUUUGACUGGUAGUGUAUGUACAGUGCAUCUGGAAAGUAUUCACUGUGCUUCACUUUUUC